UUCUUUGUUUUGUUCGCACAAUUUCUCAUACAUCCAUGCAAAACUCUCUUUACAUUGGCAUCGAGAUUGCGAUUGGGUUAGUCAGGCGGUGCGGUGUUUUUUGAGGGAGUGUGAGUGAUCCUUCUGUCUGUGCAACACAAGACCCCGUGACAAUGCAACCUCAAAUCAUUUUGUUGAAAGAGGGGACGGACAGCUCUCAGGGCACCUCGCAACUCCUUUCAAACAUCACAGCAUGUCAGGCAGUGGUGGACGCUGUCAGGACUACCCUGGGUCCCCGUGGAAUGGACAAGCUAAUUGUCGACCAAGGUGGCAAGGCUACAGUUUCAAAUGACGGCGCAACAAUCAUGAAACUCCUGGAAAUUGUUCACCCCGCUGCCAAAACACUGGUUGACAUCGCAAAAUCUCAGGAUGCUGAGGUUGGUGAUGGUACCACCAGUGUUGUUUUGCUGGCUGGAGAAUUUUUGAAGCAAAUCAAGCCUUUUGUGGAAGAGGGAGUUCAUCCCAGAAUCAUCAUUCGUGCCUUCCGCAAGGCUACACAGCUUGCUGUAGAAAAAAUAAACAGCCUGUCUGUUAAAAUUGAGAAGUCUAAUGCUGCGGAGCACCGGGCCCUUCUUGAGAAGUGUGCUGCCACUGCUCUUAGCUCCAAGCUUAUUCAUCAACAGAAGGCUUUCUUUUCCAAAAUGGUUGUGGAUGCUGUUCUGAUGCUAGAUGAGCUGUUGCCCCUGAAUAUGAUUGGUGUGAAGAAAAUCCAGGGUGGAGCUCUUGAGGAUUCUCAGCUAAUUAGCGGUGUAGCGUUUAAGAAAACCUUCUCAUAUGCUGGAUUUGAAAUGCAACCUAAAAAUUAUGAUAACCCCAAAAUUGCCCUCUUAAAUGUUGAAUUGGAAUUGAAAGCAGAACGUGAUAAUGCUGAGGUCAGAGUGGCAUCUGUGAGUGAAUACCAGAAGGUUGUUGACGCAGAAUGGCAAAUCCUCUACGAGAAGCUUGACAAGAUUGUAAAGAGUGGUGCCCAGGUUGUUUUAUCAAAGCUCCCAAUUGGAGAUGUUGCCACCCAGUAUUUUGCUGAUAGGGAUAUGUUCUGUGCUGGUCGUGUUCCUGAAGAUGAUCUGAAGAGGACAAUGAAGGCGUGCGGUGGUUCAGUUAUGUCCACAGCUCACGACCUGGAGGACUCAGUUCUUGGCCAGUGUGAGAAGUUUGAGGAGAUCCAAGUGGGUGGUGAGAGGUUUAAUAUUUUCAAAGGAUGCAAAAAUGCUAGGACCUGCACACUGUUACUUCGUGGUGGAGCUGAACAGUUCCUUGAGGAAACUGACAGGUCUCUCCAUGAUGCCAUCAUGAUUGUUAGAAGGACAAUUAAAAAUGAUGCUGUUGUCGCUGGUGGCGGAGCUAUUGAAAUGGAGUUGAGCCGUCAUCUUCGAGACUAUUCACGAACAAUUGCUGGCAAAGAGCAGCUUCUCAUUGGUGCCAUUGCCAAAGCUUUGGAAGUCAUCCCUCGCCAGCUUUGUGACAAUGCCGGUUUCGAUGCCACCAAUAUUCUGAACAAGUUGAGGCAGAAACACGCCCAAGGUCAAUCUUGGUUUGGUGUUGACAUCAUGAAGGAAGAUAUUUCAGACAACUUCGAAAGCUGUGUGUGGGAGCCCGCUAUUAUCAAGAUCAAUGCCCUGACUGCAGCAAGUGAAGCAGCCUGCUUAAUCCUGUCUGUAGAUGAAACCAUCAAGAGCCCGAAGUCCGGUGGCCACGAUGCCCCGCAGAUGGGGGGAAUGCCCGGGGGCAUGGGCAGGGGCAUGGGCCGACCUAUGUAGGAUCAUUAUCAUAAAUCUUGGCUCUAAUUUAUUUUUGCACAGUCCUCAUUACCUUGUGCCUUGGUGCAUACCUGCAUCUGAAUCAUUUUGUGAUGUUUCAGUACAAUGAAUUAGGCAAGUGACUUGGUUAAAUUUGUAUCCCAGUGCCUGUUGAUGUUGUAUGCAGUCAUGUCUACAUCUGUCACGUUUCAUUUCAUUGCUUUUAUUGAUCUACUGUUAAUUAUUAUAUUUACCAUUAACUACUAACUGCACACACUGCUUUACUGUAAUGCCAACUUCUAUUGUGAAUGCAUUUCAUAGUAUUUUGUAUCAAGGAGAAUUAUUAAAUUUCUACUGACUUUA
Molecule: messenger RNA, 2138 nt
Organism: Thrips palmi
Lineage: Eukaryota; Metazoa; Arthropoda; Insecta; Thysanoptera; Thripidae
Gene: CCT7
Product: T-complex protein 1 subunit eta
Exons: 8
Coding region: 153-1796 (547 amino acids)
Biological process (GO): protein folding
Cellular component (GO): chaperonin-containing T-complex
Molecular function (GO): ATP-dependent protein folding chaperone; ATP binding; ATP hydrolysis activity
Source: RefSeq, a predicted model, not a curated record